Trichoderma atroviride IMI 206040 is the source of this 2044-nucleotide messenger RNA. RefSeq lists its product as uncharacterized. Lineage: Eukaryota; Fungi; Ascomycota; Sordariomycetes; Hypocreales; Hypocreaceae. The record is from RefSeq and is a predicted model, not a curated record. Gene Ontology annotation, cellular component: cytosol. Gene Ontology annotation, molecular function: nicotinate phosphoribosyltransferase activity. Gene Ontology annotation, biological process: NAD+ biosynthetic process via the salvage pathway.
AUGGACUUCAACAGCUCUUCUCCCUUCCCGGAGGGAGUCAUCUCCUUCCUGGACACCGACUUGUAUAAGCUGACGAUGCAAUGUGCCGUCUUCAAGUUCUUCAAGGACGUUCCUGUGACCUAUGCUUUCACCAACAGAACCCCCGACAAGAAGCUCUCCCGAGCUGCUUUCAAAUGGCUAGAGGAGCAAAUCCGCAAGCUCGGCAACAUUUCCCUGUCUGACGAGGAGUAUCGAUUCUUGCAGGAGCACUGCAAGUAUCUAACUUCGGACUAUCUCGAAUUCCUCAAGGACUUUCGCCUGCGGCCCCGGGAGCAGGUUCUCACGACAUUUACCCCCGUUGGAGACAACACAGGCUCUGACUCGGAUGUUGGCGACGUCCACAUGGAGAUCAAGGGCACCUGGUCCGACACGAUUCUCUAUGAGAUUCCUAUAUUAGCGCUUACUUCUGAGGCUUACUUUCGCUUCAUCGACACAGACUGGAACUACGAAGGACAAGAAGAAAAGGCAUUUGAGAAGGGUCUACGCCUUCUUGAAGCCGGAUGCACCACUUCCGAAUUCGGCACCCGAAGACGCCGUGACUACCAUACCCAGGCACUAGUAUUUCGCGGAUUGGUCAAGGCAUCAAAGGAGGCGGCUGCAAAGGGUUUCCCUGGAAAGCUGACUGGCACGAGCAAUGUGCACUUGGCCAUGCGCUUCGGCAUCCCACCUGUUGGUACCGUAGCCCAUGAGUGGUUUAUGGGAAUAGCUGCCAUCACCAACGACUAUACCAAGGCAACUGAAGAGGCUCUUCGUCACUGGGUCAGCUCUUUCGGCCCCAACUUGACCAUUGCUCUGACAGACACCUUUGGCACACAAGAAUUCCUCAGGGCCUUUAGCCUGCCCAUCCGUCCGGUCGAUGGCGGCUUCAGCCCCGAAGUCUUCCAGAAGGCUGAUGGGAGCAUGAAGACGUAUGCUGAGAUGUUUGCCGGAGUACGACAAGAUUCCGGAGAUCCCGCCGAAUACGUCAAGCUACUGCGCGAUUACUACGAUGCUCAAGGCAUCAAGGAUAAGAAGACGCUUGUGUUUUCCGACUCGUUGAACAUCGAUAGCUGUUUGGAGUGUCUUCAAAUUUCGCAAAAGUACGGCUUUCAACCAUCUUUUGGUGUCGGCACCUUCUUAACAAACGAUUUCACGCACCUUACGACUGGAACCAAGUCAGUGCCACUGAAUAUUGUCAUUAAGCUCAGCUCAGCUGCUGGUCGGCCAGCUGUCAAAAUCAGUGACAAUUCUGGAAAGAAUACUGGUGACAAGGAGACGGUUCAAAAAGUCAAGCAGCAGAUUGGCUAUGUUGAGCGGGAAUGGAAGGAUGGCGACGAGACUGCACGAUGGGGCAGGGAGGAAGAUGUCAAAGCAUAAAACGGGGUUUUAAGGGCACACCAUUCAACCAACUCUACAUCUAGAGCGGCGGCAGGUUUGUUUUUUUUAGCUACAAGAUAAGAUUGAGCACGUCUUGUUAGUCUCCCGGAAACGCUUUUCAGCUACAGCCCAUAUUCGUUAUAUACCCUAUAAAGAUAGACAGACACAUGGGCCACUGCCAAUGAUAAUACACGCUAUGCCCAUGAGCUAUAGGUAUACCCGUGGACUUGAAAUCGUACAUGUAAAAUUUCUGCGACGAGUCUGAACAAGAACCAGCAUCCAUGAACCAUCUCAGCGACUGCACCAAGAGCAUGCACCGAUAAAGUUUUGUCCAUAUCAGUUUAGAUUAAGUAUGUUAGGGCUAUCACUCUUCUAUCAAAGACGUGUAUUAAACCCCUCGUCCUAAGCCAUGCCUCGCCCCUUCCUAAAUUUAACUGUCGCCCUCAUGACUACCCCGACUCCCAUGGAGCACUGUGAAAAGUCGUUCAUACGUUCCGUCCCCUUUCCCUUCCAAACGCCAUGAUAAUGCUAGUAAAUACAAAUCGAGGUACUCUCCUCUCAGAAGAGAAAGAGAGAAUACGAAUAGAGAGGAAAAAGAAAAAAAAAGAAAGGUAUCAAUGCGUAAAAAUUCAUCACCUCCCACGCGUAG